This is a messenger RNA of Sinocyclocheilus grahami, 1040 nucleotides long. Its product is annotated as growth hormone-releasing hormone receptor-like. Gene Ontology annotation, molecular function: G protein-coupled peptide receptor activity; growth hormone-releasing hormone receptor activity; peptide hormone binding. Lineage: Eukaryota; Metazoa; Chordata; Actinopteri; Cypriniformes; Cyprinidae. The record is from RefSeq and is a predicted model, not a curated record. The annotation marks the transcript as partial. Gene Ontology annotation, biological process: adenylate cyclase-activating G protein-coupled receptor signaling pathway; positive regulation of cell population proliferation; cell surface receptor signaling pathway. Gene Ontology annotation, cellular component: plasma membrane. The transcript has 11 exons.
AUGGUUUUUGACGAGGGCUGCUUCAUUAACAGCCAUUACAGAGGCUACAAUCAUUUGAAAUCACGGAUCGAGUAUCCAUUGAAAAGAAGAAAUUUCACCUUUCUGCUAAUGCAGUCAGAAGUGUUGUCUAGUUUGCAUCCUGAGUGUGAGUAUAUCUUUCAGUUGGCAAGAGAUGAACAGCGGUGUCUCAGAGAGAUCACAGAUCUUGGGAACCUCAGCAGCUCCUCAGAUUGUCUGCCAGUAUGGGAUUCAGUAGUGUGUUGGCCCAGGGCUGCAGUGGGUGAGACGAUCCACUUGCCCUGUCCUGCUGUUUUCUCUGUCAUCAAGAACAACACGGAAGGGAUAGUGAGUCGUAACUGCACGGCCGGCGGCUGGUCACAUCCGUUCCCUGCUUACCAUGAGGCCUGCAGUGUUGAGGACGAGAUCCCAGAGGAGUCGUAUUUUGCCACUGUGAAACUGAUCUACACUGUUGGUUAUGGAGCAUCACUGCUCUCGCUCUCUGUUGCCGUGGCAAUACUGCUGCUCUUCAGGCGAUUACACUGUGCUCGAAACUACAUCCACAUGCAGCUGUUUUUCACCUUCAUCCUGAAAUCGGUGGCUGUGUUUAUCAAAGAUGCCACGCUGUUCUCCAGUGACGACACAGAUCACUGCACACUCUCUACAGCGGCCUGUAAGGCGUCAGUGGUACUUUGUCAUUAUUGCGUCAUGACUAAUUUCUUCUGGUUGCUGGUUGAAGCCGUGUAUCUGAACUUUCUGCUGGUCUCGGCCUUCCCGCGCAGCCGCCGCUGUCUCUGGAGUUUCGCUCUGCUGGGCUGGGGUUUUCCCCUGGUCUGCAUCAUCCUCUGGAUCUGCUCUAGACUGUAUUUUGAGGACACAGAGUGUUGGGACAUAAAUGAAGAUUCUCCUUAUUGGUGGAUCAUCAAGGGUCCUAUUGUAGUGUCUAUAGGGGUGAACUUCUUUCUGUUCAUGAACAUUAUCAGGAUUCUGGUGCAGAAACUGAACCCUCGCUUGAUCCAGUUCAACAAUUCGUCUCAGUACAG